UUUACACCUGUUGAAGUGCGUAACCAUAUACAACAGUUAUUACAUUAAAAAUUCUUCUUAAAUAAUAUUUCCAUUCUUCUCGUCAAUGCUUUGUCUUACGUGACUCCUGCAUUGUUUUAAUACUGUUUGCGGAAUAUCUCUUAACAGUCAUAUCUGUGGGGAUCUGGUCCCUUAUAAAUCGGGUACCUAAUCGCUAGACCCGUGCUGUAGCUGCGUAGUGCCUAUACAGUAAAGUUUCCAUAAAUGCACAGAUAUCUCUACCAUAAAUGCACAGAUAUCUCUACCAUAAAUGCACAGAUAUCUCUACCAUAAAUGCACAGAUAUCUCUACCAAUACACGCAAGAUAAACUAAGGCGAGCACGUCAUCUUCAGAAUUGGUUUCGACGUACCUGAAAUGAACAGUAAAAAAGAAGUAUUCCAAAGCAAAUUUCACGCAUUACAUCUGGAGAAAUGUAGCAGAAGACUUUUCGACAGGAUGUCAAUAAAUUAAUGGUUAAAAGAAGGCAAUAGUCCCAUAUAAAAAAAUAUUAAAUUCCAGUUAGUCUGGGUAGACUAUUUAGUUAAAUUAGCAUACUUUUUGGAAAAAUACCAUAAUGUCUGCGGGCGCGGAAUCGUUAGCCACGGCUGAACCCCACCUUAUCCCAGGGUACGCAGGAUAUUGUCCACAAUAUCGCUAUAGAUGCGGUGAAACGUACGGAAGUAUAACGCACAAAGUGCUUCUUGAUCCCACAGUGAAUCAUGCGGAAACGCUAAUUUUGUCGAAUCGGGUCACCGACGAUUACGAAGUUCAAAGGCCACCAAAAAAUGAUAUAGACGUAGUAAAUACCCGUUACAAACACACCGAUCCUGUAUUCGUUCAUCCUAUCAUGCCAGGAUACGAAGGUUUCACGCCAAGGCUGAAUGCCAACAACGGGCAAAGGUACACUGUGCUAGCCACUGAGGGACUUGCCGAAUUCGAGAGACAACAGAUACGAAAUAAAGCUGCUCUUAACGUACUUAAAAGAACAAUAGCUAUACAAAGUGGACACGGUGAACCGCGAAAUUUAGAAGAUCGUUUACUCAUUAAAAGUGAAUUCAAGUUACCUAUGCUCACCGUUCGGCCCGACCGCGUAGGCGUAAUGAGAAACUUAUUUUUGGACGAACAGCACGAAACACCUAGAGAUCACUCGCCAUCUCCACAUUUCAUGGACAAUGCGAAUCCGAAGAAAUACUUUGUCAGCCGAUAUGCGGGUCAUAUACCGUACGGGUAUGCGCAUUUCGGGGCAUCGAACGUUCCCGCCACCAAUAGCGCGCUUUGUGACUUCACAUCCAACUAUCGAAAACGACAGAGCACGGAAUGGGCACCGGUAACAAUUUCGAGGCCUGACCCACCGCUGGCCAUCCAACCCACUAUGAUCUAUCACAAGCACGUUGGAAUGAUUCCAAAUUACCUUGGGCACGUGCCCGGAGAGACAUUCAGAUUUGGUAAAACCUUUGGAGCUGACACUAAAGAUGCAAAAAGAUGGCUUCGUGGUGACUUCUCGGCGUAGAAUAUAUCGUACAAUAUCCUAUACCUGGACUCAACAGUUUCGUCCAUUGUGUAACAAUUACUGUAA
Hylaeus volcanicus is the source of this 1595-nucleotide messenger RNA. Its product is annotated as UPF0605 protein CG18335-like. NCBI's taxonomy places the organism in Eukaryota, Metazoa, Arthropoda, Insecta, Hymenoptera, Colletidae. The transcript is spliced from 8 exons. The coding region runs from base 594 to 1529 and encodes 311 amino acids. The record is from RefSeq and is a predicted model, not a curated record.